AUGGACAGCCGUGUCAUGGCUCUGGAUAUUUUCACUGGGGGGACCACCUUGGCUAAAGAACCAAAGGACUAUCACGGCAUGUUCGACCAUGCAUACUAUGUUGGCUGGUUCCAACGGCUUCUGGACGAGUUGGACGAGAUCCGUGUGUCCAACGCUCUCAUAGUAAUGGACAAUGCCAAGUACCACAAGGGGCGUCCUAGCAAUACACCACAGAGCCGACAUCGCAAGGAGGUGUUGAUCGCGGCAUGCACGAUGUACGGCAUCCCAGUGACUGGGAUAGAGUUCAAGAGUCUCUUGUGGGAGAAGUUAGCCGCGUACAUUGAGACCAACGUUCUGCCCGUUGUCAUGACAAUGGCGUCGGAGCGAGGCCACACCGUUGUGUAUACCCCCCCUCACCACUCCAACCUGCAACCGAUUGAAAUGAUUUGGGCACUCGUGAAGGGUGACGUUGGUCGACAAUACACCGACAUGACGAAGUUCCCCGAGGUGAAAACUCGAUUAGUUGCUGCGUUUGCAAAGUUGACGCCUCAUGCUAUCCAGGGUUGUGUGAAAGUCGCAGAAGGUUCACUGCAUAUGCUUCACGAGCAUUUACAACAAAUUGAUCGGCUGGAGUCCGACGAGGAGUCCUCGGCGGGGAGCGAAAGCGACGAUGGUGGCAGUGAUAGUGAUUAG
This is a messenger RNA of Aphanomyces astaci, 672 nucleotides long. RefSeq lists its product as hypothetical. The record is from RefSeq and is a predicted model, not a curated record. Gene Ontology annotation, molecular function: nucleic acid binding. NCBI's taxonomy places the organism in Eukaryota, Oomycota, Saprolegniomycetes, Saprolegniales, Verrucalvaceae. The transcript has a single exon. The coding region runs from base 1 to 672 and encodes 223 amino acids.